AUGUCUGCGGUCGAAGAAACAACGGCUCCAUCUAAUGAGCAACCCACUGUUGUUUUGCCCCUUGAGCUUGUGGAUAAGUGUAUUGGUUCAAAAAUAUGGGUAUUGAUGAGUGGCAGCAAAGAGUUUGAAGGAACCCUUGUAGGGUUCGAUGAUUAUGUGAAUAUGGUUUUGGAAGACGUUACCGAAUUUGAAGCCGAUGGCUCGAAAACUCAGCGCUCAAAGAUGUUGUUGAGUGGUAAUCAUGUGUCGAUGUUGAUUCCAGGUGGUAAGCCAUGA
Saccharomycopsis crataegensis is the source of this 276-nucleotide messenger RNA. RefSeq names its product RNA-binding protein LSM5 (gene LSM5). Bases 1 to 276 code for a protein of 91 amino acids. Gene Ontology annotation, biological process: mRNA splicing, via spliceosome. NCBI's taxonomy places the organism in Eukaryota, Fungi, Ascomycota, Saccharomycetes, Ascoideales, Saccharomycopsidaceae. Gene Ontology annotation, molecular function: RNA binding. The record is from RefSeq and is a predicted model, not a curated record. The transcript is spliced from 2 exons. Gene Ontology annotation, cellular component: U4/U6 x U5 tri-snRNP complex; U6 snRNP; Lsm1-7-Pat1 complex.